CCGCAGGGUUUUUUCACACUUUUGUAAACAACAUGGCGAUCGACGGAGUGGCCCAGCUUGCCCACUGAUCGAACCCCGCGCUGCUGUGGUAAAACCCGCUCGCUCGCUGCGAAAACACCCCCCCAGCAUUGUGUGGUCGACCGGGCUGAAAAUCCCGGUCCAGCCGCCGAACCCAGCAGGAGUUGAACCGACGAGCUGUCAAGAGGACUGCCCAUCGGCCCUCUCAGUCUAUGGGCUCGCAGUCCAGUUCUGGGAUGUCUUGUGGAAGGGGCUCUUCCAGUGGCAACCCAGCAGACCGGUCUGAAGCAGCAGAACCGAGCCAGAACCAGAGCCAGAGCAACAGCAGCAGCAGCAGCAGCAGUAGCAGCAGCAGCAGCAGCCGAGGCCGCAGGACGGCUGACAGGCAGCAGAGCGACAGGCAGUCCGCUUUCGAGGAGGACGUGGAUUUAGCUGAAGUGCUGGCUUACCUACUGAGAAGGGGCCAGGUCAGAGUGGUCCAUGGCCAUGAAGCUACUGGACUGCAGCUGGUCCAGUCAUACUCUGACUCCGAUGAGGACAGCGACGGAGCCUGGGACGGGCGGCUGGGCGACCGCUACAAUCCGCCAGUGGACUCCCAGCCCGACACACAGGAAGUGGACCGCAGUGAGAUCCGAACGCAGAUCCUCCUGGCUACGGCCUCGUCCGCCUUGAAAAGCCGACACAGUUUCACCCACAUGCUCACAGAGAGAGAACAAGGCAGAUGUAGAGGCUCCAGUUUUUCCCAUGGAGAGUGCAGCCGUAUCCGCACACAUUUUCUGCCAAACUAUGUGUCCCACAAGGAUACUUACCUGCAGAAAGCUUUUUGUGGAGUGUACAGUGAGGAGGGCAACAUGUUCCUCUCCGCCUGCCAAGACCAGAAUAUCCGGCUGUACGACACCACCAGGGGGCGCUUCCACCUGCAGCAGACAGUGAAGGCGCGCGACGUGGGCUGGAGCGUGCUGGACGUCUGCUUCACUCCGGAUGCUCGCAACGUGCUCUACUCCAGCUGGUCUGAUUACAUUCAUUUGUGCAGUAUAGAUGGAGACAGUGAAAACCACACCGCCCUGGACCUCAAUCCAGAUGAGAGGAGGUUCUGCGUGUUCUCGCUGGCUGCGUCAACAGAUGGCAAAGAGAUUCUGGGCGGAGCAAACGACGGCUGCCUUUACGUUUUUGAUCUUGAGCAGAAUAAACGAACGUUGAAGAUCGAUGCCCACGAGGACGACGUGAACGCGGUGGCGUUCGCCGACAGCUCGUCCCAGCUGCUCUUUUCUGGCAGCGACGACGCUCUAUGCAAGGUGUGGGACAGACGGACGCUGCGAGAGGACAGGCCGCAGCCAGUCGGACAGCUGGCCGGCCACAGAGACGGCGUCACCUUCAUCCACAGCAAGGGCGACGCUCGCUAUCUCAUUAGCAACUCGAAGGACCAGUCCAUCAAGCUGUGGGACGUCCGGAAAUUCUCACCCAAAGAGGGUUUGGCUGCCUCCCGCCUGGCAGUCACCCAACAAAACUGGGACUACCGCUGGCAGCAGGUUCCCCAGAGAGCCCUGAAGAAACACAAACUGACCGGCGACACCUCGGUGAUGACCUACCGCGGCCACGGCGUUCUGCACACGCUCAUCCGCUGCCGCUUCUCGCCGGAGUUCAGCACCGGGCAGAGGUUCAUCUACUCCGGCUGCUCCACGGGAAAAAUCGUCAUCUACGACGUCCUGACUGGAAUGGUGGUAUCCAGGUUGUCGGGUCAUGACGCGUGUGUGAGGGACGUCAGCUGGCACCCCUACGAUGACAAAAUCAUCAGCAGCUCUUGGGACGGAGCGGUGCGCAUGUGGGAGCACAGACAAACCCACCCGCUGGAGGAAGAGCGGGAGAGGGAAGAGAAGAGAUGAAGGACGCGAUGACGAGCCCGCCACUGGAACCGAGGCUGCUGGGAGUUCGGAAGCUCAGACGAACCGUGAGCCUUUUAAUUCAAUGCUGGAUAUUAUCGAAGGCCAGGCUGGCACGGCGGUGGAGCAUUGCUUCAAAACGGCUAAAUGGUCCCACCUUAAGAGCGGCUUUGAACGCAGAGGGACGUCCUCUUGUUUGUUUUUGGAUCUUCGUCCCUCCCUCUCUCCGUUUUUUUUUUUUUUUUUGUCUUGUGCAGAAUAAACCAGGCGACGCCUUUCGACUUAACCCGACCUCAAAAUGCGCUGCAAAGCGCUGCAGUCAGAGCGAUAUUAAGACGUAAUGAUAAGUUAGUGCUUAAUAAGUUAGACGUGAUGGAUAUUGCAGGCAGGACAUGAUGAUGAUGAUGAUGAUUCUGUAUACAUGUAUAGUAUUUUAAUGAGAUGUGCAUUGCGGGGAACUGAUGUCGGGAUUUUUCAUUUUUGCUGUGAUGAGAUUUAGAUGCCCAAAAUCCCAAAUACUACGCCUGACCAUAGAUUUCUCUCUUCACCAGUCUGCAACACGACCAGCCGGUCCAAGAUGGCUUUUUAUUUUUUAAGAGUGAUUUUAUUUGAUCUUUUUUGCUAGGCGGCAUCAACCUGUGACAUAUUUAAAAGGUUUGAAUAUGCGUGAUGUUGUGCUGGGACGUGCUCGUGGUUAAUCUCUCUCACACUGAUCUGUAUAUGCAAUUUUCUGUUGUUUAUACAUUUCCUCAAGACUCAAUUUCAGACAGUUGUUUUACAGUGUCAAUAAAAAGAGAAUUUUCUUUGAUUGUA
This is a messenger RNA of Poeciliopsis prolifica (blackstripe livebearer), 2711 nucleotides long. RefSeq names its product ddb1 and cul4 associated factor 11 (gene dcaf11). Gene Ontology annotation, molecular function: protein binding. The transcript has 15 exons. Gene Ontology annotation, cellular component: Cul4-RING E3 ubiquitin ligase complex. NCBI's taxonomy places the organism in Eukaryota, Metazoa, Chordata, Actinopteri, Cyprinodontiformes, Poeciliidae. The record is from RefSeq and is a predicted model, not a curated record. Gene Ontology annotation, biological process: proteasome-mediated ubiquitin-dependent protein catabolic process. Bases 231 to 1901 code for a protein of 556 amino acids.